UCUGGUUCAGUCACUGUUAUGAAAACAGCCCGGAGCUUUCAUAAGGAUCGAACCCGGCGGAGGAGACGCUGCUUUACUGAACAUGUCGGUCUACAGGAACGCAGUUUGGUUAGUGAAAGGCCUUCAGGAGUACACCAAGAGCGGCUAUGAAGCAGCAGCGAAGCAUUUUGUCCCAGCCGACUUGGACGUGAACCUGAGUGGGAGGUCCUUCAUGAUAACAGGAGCCAACAGUGGGAUCGGAAAAGCCACAGCACAGGAAAUCGCCAACAGAGGAGGAAUCGUUCACAUGGUUUGUCGAAACAAGGACCGAGCAGAGGCAGCCAAAGAUGAGAUUGUUGAACGGAGUAAAAAUCAGAAUGUUCACGUCCACGUCGUCGACAUGUCCAUUGCGAGACAAGUUUGGGAGUUCGCCCAGAGCUUCUCACAAACCGACGCUGUGCACGUGCUGAUCAACAAUGCUGGCUGCAUGGUCAACCAGAGAGAACUAACUGAGGAGGGUCUGGAGAAGAACUUUGCAACAAAUACACUCGGUACUUACAUCCUCACCACAGCACUGAUACCUGCACUGAAGAAAGUCCAAGAUCCAAGAGUGGUGACCGUGUCGUCCGGCGGGAUGCUCACACAGAAGCUGAACGUGGACGACCUGCAGUGUGAGAAGGGGACGUUCGAUGGCACCGCGGUCUACGCUCAGAACAAAAGACAGCAGGUGAUUCUGACGGAGAGAUGGGCUUCUCAACACAAAGAGAUCCACUUCUCCUCCAUGCACCCAGGCUGGGCCGACACACCAGCUGUCCAGACGUCCAUGCCAUCCUUCCACGCCAAGAUGCAGUCCAAGCUGAGGACGGAGGCCAUGGGGGCCGACACCGUGGUGUGGCUCGCUGCGGCUGCGGCUGCAGUCAAACUGCCAAGCGGACUCUUCUUCCAGGAUCGUAAAGCGGUGGCGACACACCUGCCUCUGGCGUCCUCCAGGUCGACGCCGCAGGAGGAGGAGAAGCUUCAGGCUGCGCUGGAGGAGUUCGCCCUCAAGUUUAAACCUUAGUGUCUCUGCAAAUACACCAAUGUCUUUUAAAACCAAGCACUCAUCUCGAAUUGUAACUAAUGUUUACAUAUUUGUUUUUUUGUUUCAAUGCACAAGACACAUUUUACACUGUUUUUGGACCAAUACCUUAAAGAACAGAUGGUUCAGCAGAGAAUGAUAUAAAGAACUGCUAUUUUUUCAUGAUCCAAAAAUGGAAAAUGUAAAAUGCUCCAUACUAUACAUCAGGGAUGCUUUUCUGUGAAUGUAUAACACAAAAUGGAAAUUUAUAAAAAUUUCUGUGCAACAUAUUGUUCAAUUCCUUAAAACUAUUGUGAUGUUUUCAUUCUUUCACAAGCCGAUCAUUUAUAUGUAUGGAUUCAGGCCACUUUGUAUAGACACAGAGUAGUCACCACUUAACAUCCAUCUGCUUAAAAAUGUUUACCCUUAACAAUGCUGCUAAAACCUUUAUCUUGCUGAUGUUCUCCUUUACAUUUGACAUCUAUGGUACUUCUGUCCGUCCUGGGAGAGGGAUCCCUCACAUGUGUCUCUCUGAGGUUUCUACCUUCUUCUUAACCUGUUAAAAGGGUUUUUAGUAGUUUUUCCUUACUCUUGUUGAGGGUUAAGGUCACACCAUGUUAAAGCCCUAUGAGACAAAUUGUGAUUUGUGAAUAUGGGCUAUACAAAUACAAUUUGAAUGAUCUGUAAAACAUUUUUGGAAAAGAUACAUGUUUAAAUUUCACCAAUUCAGUCUUUGUCCUAAAGACAAUUUAGUAUAAUACUGAAAUUGAAGUUUCUGUUAAUUUGCAAAUAAAUUAGGAUAACCCUAGUGACAGAAAA
Limanda limanda (common dab) is the source of this 1855-nucleotide messenger RNA. It is a transcript of the gene dhrs12, whose product is annotated as dehydrogenase/reductase (SDR family) member 12. NCBI's taxonomy places the organism in Eukaryota, Metazoa, Chordata, Actinopteri, Pleuronectiformes, Pleuronectidae. The record is from RefSeq and is a predicted model, not a curated record. The transcript is spliced from 10 exons. Bases 83 to 1039 code for a protein of 318 amino acids.